Molecule: messenger RNA, 543 nt
Organism: Candidula unifasciata
Lineage: Eukaryota; Metazoa; Mollusca; Gastropoda; Stylommatophora; Geomitridae
Source: the annotation of a GenBank genome assembly
AUGGAUGUUAUAAACAUAUCAUUGUUUGACCUAAACAACAUUACAUACCCGAGUGUAAACCGAAAAAUGGGCGAAAGUUUUAAUGUGACACCGUUGGGCUUAAACAGAAAGCACACCGCAAAUGGCCGGCAGCCGUUAUAUGCUCAAAUUAUCAUCGUUCUCAUGUACGUUCUCAUUAUUAUCAUCGCUGUUGGAGGUAAUUUGUUAUUUUCCUACGUGAUACUGACUCGGCCCAAGAUGCGAUCGGUGACGAACCUCUUCCUGCUGAACCUGGCCAUCAGUGACAUCGUGAAGGCAGUGGUAUGCAACCCGUUCGCCUUCAUGGCCAAUCUAAUUCUUUUGCACUGGCCGUAUGGGGAUUUUAUGUGUCCUUUGGUUACCUAUGUCCAGGUAAGGAUCAGUGUUGUUAUUGUUGUUGUUACUUUUGCUCUGUUGUUAUUGUUCAUAUUUUUACAGUUAGUACUAACGAACAGAAGCGGAGGUGGUGUAGCAGCUAGACGCUCGCAUGCGGAUCGGAAGGUGGCGGGUUCAAGUCCUGACUGA